AUGACACAGGUAGACAGCGGGUCGGACUCGGCUGAGACUCUCAAGCUGGCCGGCGGCGCGGGCGCCGACGGGCUGUCGCACUGCGUCGGCCAGCUCAACAUAUACGAUCUGAUUUCCAACCAGUCGGACGGCACCGAGACCGAGACGGCGGACGCGGACGCGGACGCGGCGCGCGGCGCGGCGCCGCUGCGCCGGCUCAAGUCGUCGCUCAAGCUGUCGUCCAGCGGGUCGUCCACGUCGCACUCGGGCGCCGCCAAGAACGUGCGUUUUGCGCAGCAGCUCACCAAGAUCAAGCGCUUCGACGCGUCCCGCGAGCCCAUCUCGAUCUCGUGCGACAACUCGCCGCGUCUGACGCCGCUGAUCGCGCUCGACUCGUGCGUCAGCGACGACGACGACGAGUUCUGGUUCGGCACCGCGCUCUCGCGCAUGAAGCUGCCCUUGAGCCACGCCGCGCUGCGCGCGGGCGCGGCCGGGCCGCUGCGGGCCGCGGGCGCGCUGCUCGGCGACAGCGACAGCGACACGGACCGCUGCGCCGACGACGACGACGACGACGACGACGACGACAGCGACGGCGACGCCGCCGACAUCGACAACGGCAACGUCCACAUCCACCGCCACGAUCCCUCCGACGCCGACUUCGGCGCCCUCUUCGCGCGCCCGCGCGCGCUCGGCGCGCGCUUCUCCGUCGCGCGCUGGGAUCUCGUCUCCACCAACAUCGCGCCGCUGGUCGCGCGCCGCGCGCUCGAUCUCGAGGCGCUCGUCCUCGCGUAUCUCCAGGGCAACAACAUCAAGCUCAGCUCGGUGUCGCCCUGCCUCGACUCCAGCAAGCUGCAGGGCCUCAUCUACGUGGCCAACCUCAAUUUCGAAAAAUUCAUCGAGGUCAAGUACACUUUCAACAACUGGCGCGACAUCCACUACGUCACCGCGCAGUACCACCGGACCGUGACCGCCGGAAUCGACGAGUUCCGCUUCACCGUCAAUCUCAACGGCCUCAAGUUCUUCAUGCAGAUGAAACACCUGCUCUACUGCGGCAGCGGGCCCGAGACCGUGUGCCCGCUCACCAUGGAAUUGUGCUGUCGUUACGACGUGAACGGCGAAACCUACUACGAUAACAACAACUACGAAAACUACCAGUUGCGCCUCAACGCCGUUACCAAGCCCGUUCCCCGCCGCAGGCGCCGUCGCUCCGCUGACGCCGCCGCCGCGGGCAGGCUCCCCCUGCGCCGCCACUUGUCUGCCGACGCCAUCACCAUGUCGGCCACCACCAGCACGUCCCCCACCAGCACGUCCCCCACGCCAGCCCCCGCCCCAGUGCCCGCUCCGGCGCCCAAGUCCCUCGACCAUCCCCCAGUACAGCCUGCCGGCAGGCACUUCUCCAAGGAUACCGACUACUUCAACACGUCGCCCUUGAAACAUCUGUUCCGCAGCGAGUCCGCGUUGUCGUCCCUCGGCAAGCCCACCGCCACCAACGCCAACGCGGCUUCCACGCUGGCCCCUGCCACGAAUUUGCCCGAGCAGACGGUCGUCCCCGUGAGCCCCACGGUCCCCAUGCAUUUCUUCUUUGGUUACGCCGCUGCGCCCAAUUACACUCACAAGUCCCCCUCUCCUAAACCCGCCUCCUCCAGGCCCAGUUCGGAGUGGACCUCCGAGGGAGAUUCCGCGUCCCCGGCCCAAAACCAAAGCGAAUCCCUAUCCUCGAGUGUCUCUUCUUCCACCUCCUCGUUCUCUCCCACCAUACACGCACCCCGCGUCAUGAAGGCCUUUUCCACCAACGACCUCCGUGCCUCCAUUACUGAGUUGCAAUCGCCAGAACCUCGCCAUUUCGUAUCUUCGGCUCCUACCAAAGAUAUGAAGCGCGACCUUUCUUUUGAUGAAUCCUAUUCAGACGAUCAACAGGCCAAGACGCUCAAGCUCUCCCACAACAAGCCAAUGGACUACAAUACAUUACUGCAAUCCUACUGUUUCUACGAUCCUGCUAAACAUUCCACACGUUCUCCUCAGCCUUCCCCUUGGCCGGCAAAUUUUACCUCCGCCUCUCCCCCAGUGUUAUCGCAGGGGAAGGGCAGUUGGAUACUAUGA
Molecule: messenger RNA, 2079 nt
Organism: Lachancea fermentati
Lineage: Eukaryota; Fungi; Ascomycota; Saccharomycetes; Saccharomycetales; Saccharomycetaceae
Source: the annotation of a GenBank genome assembly